AUGGAGUCACCCGAUGGCACAGAUAUUGGGGACACAUUUUCGAAAAUAUUCAUCGUUGCAAGUGAUGGUGAUGAUAGGGACCAGGCUUCGUCGAUUGCUGAUAGUGAAAUAUUGUCGUAUGAGGAAUCAGCCAGCAAUUCGGUUUUCCAGCAGUCCAUUCGCACAGAAGUUUCAUCUGAAUUGCUGAUGGCUGAUAUGAAAUCAUGUGAGCUCAGAAAGCAAAGACAUUCUGAGCUUCGCAUAUUGAGAGAUGCGACAAAGGCCAGUGAAGAAAUGGAAAAGUUGAAUUUUGAAUCCGUUGGGUUGGUCAGUAGGGAACACGAAAUUAAUUCACUGAAGAAAUGCUUCAAUCGGAUGCUUCCCAGUUCUAUUGACGACACCAACGCAAGUGACAACUCUGCCAAGAAGGAACUUGUAUUUCUAUCUGGGUUUAGCGGUUCUGGAAAGACAUCGUUGGCUCAGACUGUGGAAUCAGAUGUUGUACGUUUUGAUGCCGGCAUUUUUGUUGAAGGAAAGUUCGACCAAACUACAAGUGAUAAGCCGUACUCUGGUGUUGCCAAGGCAUUCGGCAAGAUAUUUGAAAGAACUAAUCAAAUGACCAACAAGACGAGGGAAAGACUCCAAGCAGAGAUCCUUCAGGAGUUUGGAAAUGACGUUGAGACACUUGUUGAUCUCAUUCCUGAACUCAAAUUCAUUAUACCAGAAUAUUCCACAAGGACGAUCUCUGCAGAUGCCAACGACCCCGAGCUAGCCAAUGGACUUGAGCGGUUACGUUUUGCAUUCCGUACUUUGACCCGGGCAUUGAGUGCCGAGUUCUUUCCGAUGGUAAUUGUCCUCGACGAUUUGCAUUGGGCCGAUAUCUUGUCCUUGCAAAUUCUGGAUUAUCUAAUCACAGACACAAACAACCCAAACCCACUCAUGAUCAUUGGGUGCUAUCGGUCAGAUUUGGCGGACGAAAACAGUGUUCUAGCUAACAAAAUCCUUGGCCUUGAGAGCAAGACGACCACGCAUUCCUUCAAUAUGACAAAGUUGAAUAUUGAAUCGUUAAAUGCAGACGAUAUCUGUUCCAUCAUUAAGUCUCAGAUACCAACAGGCAGUGAAGCGUCAAUCAAAGAAUUGGCAGCACUCUGCGUGAAGAGAACAAUGGGCAACCCAUAUUUUGUUCUCGAAUUCCUGAAAAUGUUGAAGAACGAAGAUUUGUUGACGUACAAUGCUGAAGCACACAUUUGGAAGUGGAAUCUUUCUCAGAUUGAACAUGUGACAAUGUCUACCGCCAACGUCGUUAUAUUGUUACAGUCCAAAAUGCAAAAGAUGCCGAUGCCCGUUCAACACAUCAUGCAGUAUGCUGCCUGCAUCGGGUCAUCUUUCAGCCUGUCCAUUCUUGAGCUGAUUUGGAAAAAGUCGAAAAUCUUCCGCCAUAAUGUGCGAAACGAGCCUUUGCAGCAGCUGAUAGACAUUGCUGAAGAAAACUAUUUCUUCGAACAGUGCGGCACCAAGCGUUACAGAUGGGUCCAUGAUAAAGUACAAGAGGCAGCAUUACUUCUUUCGACCAAAUCGUCGUUUCAGCUUCAUGUCGGGUCGUCGCUGUACUAUAGCUUGGACGAGAAGGGCCUGGAAGAAGAGCUAUUCAACGUAGCUGACAUUAUCAACAGUGGAAAUGUGAGUAAGCGACCCGAGUUUGCUCGACUAAACUUCCGAGCAGCAGAGAAGGCAAGGGGGAUUUACGCCAUACAAAGCGCAGCAAAUUACACCGCCAAAGGAAUCGAGCUGUUACAAGAUAGCGAAGUGUUGGAAAAUCGUGGAUUGUGGCUCCAAUUGUACACUAUUGGUGCCGAGAUGGAGCUUGCUUUGGGAAAUGGAGAAAAGGCUGAACUAUAUAGUAAGGAGGUAUUAAGUCGGGACAUGUAUUCUACGAUGGAAAAGAUGCCGCUCAUGAUUGCAUCCGUGCGAAAGCUAGCAACAGUUGAUUCAAAGUGCGACGAAGCAAUUGAAGGUUGCUUGGAGCUGCUGCACAAACUAGGAUACCGACUUCUUUGGAGCAAGAAUGCGACACCAAUCCAGGCAUUAGUAGAACUUCGUCGCACUGUCAGGAAGGUAAAAGGGGCAUCCGGACCGAAAACACUGUGCGACUCUUUAGGUCACUUAAAGGAUGAAAAGCAGCAAAUGCGCAUGCGUUUGAUUGCCACUUUGGGAUAUGCUGCACAUCGAACCAAGAGGAGCCUUUUGUAUCUACUGUCAGUAUGCAAGAAUGUACAGAUUACGCUGAAAUGUGGCAUUGGGAAAGAUUCUGGUGUCAGCUUUGCUAGCCUUGGUUUAUUAGUACUGGCUUUCCAGGCUGAUUUUGAAACAGCUGCGAAAAUUACCGAAAUGGGAUUGGCCAUACAGAAAGCCUUGGGUCCAGGACGAAAGGGGGCUUGUCUCUACAUGUCCUAUGCCUUUUCAUUAAGCUGGAAAUUACCAUUCCAAGCUUGCCUACGGCCGUUGUUUGAUGGAUAUGCUUCUGCGAUUAGAGUAGGAGACUCCGUAUUCGCACUAUGGUCCUUGACAGCGCAGCGAGUAUGGCUUCCGUAUAUGAUGGGGAAGCCGCUGCGUCCAAUACUGGAGGAUGUUGUUAGCCUCCAUUCCCAAAUGGAAGACUUCUCUCUGCAAGGGUUAGUCAUGACGUUGCGAGUAGUUUGGCAAAUGCUGAUCAACCUUACUUGCGACCACCCACAUGCACACCAGCUGGAGGGUGAAAAGUUUAGUCGCAGGUCAUUGAAUGAACGGCAAACCGUGGGGAUUGGCAUGGUUCCCUUUGCUGAAGGGGAACUUCUUGUAUUCUUGAAACCCGAAGAAGCCGCCGACCAUGCAAUUGCUGUUGGAAACAAGUUUGGGAAACUCAUUCCCGGCUUAUGCUUGGGCAUGAUUGAAACCUUUCAUCGGGGGGUUGCCUUAUAUACAAUGGCAAGAAGCACUAGGCGAAGAAAAUACAGAGUUCUCGCAAACAAAAUCCGCAAGAGAAUCAACAAAUGUAUGCAGGCGGGAAACCCAAACGUGGAAUACUACAGCUUGGUGCUGGAAGCUGAACACUCGGCAAUGAACGGGGCGUAUGCGAAGGCAGAGAAGCAUUAUAAUGCAGCUAUAUCACUUGCUUCCAAAAGCGGCCAUCUACACCACGCUGCCCUCUUUAACGAGCGGUAUGCUGACUUCUUGCGGAAUGAACGGAAAGACAGCGACAGGGCUGUUGAUUAUUUGAAUGAAGCUAUUCGAUUCUACGAGUUAUGGGGAGCAACAAAGAAAGUGAAGACAUUGAAGAGCUCUUGUUUGACCGCAAAAAUUGACUAA
Messenger RNA from Cylindrotheca closterium, 3324 nucleotides. Lineage: Eukaryota; Bacillariophyta; Bacillariophyceae; Bacillariales; Bacillariaceae. The record is from the annotation of a GenBank genome assembly.